This is a messenger RNA of Onthophagus taurus, 2461 nucleotides long. The record is from RefSeq and is a predicted model, not a curated record. NCBI's taxonomy places the organism in Eukaryota, Metazoa, Arthropoda, Insecta, Coleoptera, Scarabaeidae.
AUCUGAUACUUAACCAGAAAGCAAAUUUAAUUAUCUUGAAUCCAACGUCACCUCCUCAAGACUUAGAAAAAGGAACGUGGUAGCAACAGUUCCACCUAAUGUGCAUACAUAAGAACCAGAAGGAGGCAGUCCGAGGCACACCUCCGCGAUUCGCCGCCUCACUUUAACCGGAGGGGGGCCCUCUUCCUACGACGCCGACACCUGCGGGGGCCAAGUUAGAGUUGGAGUUAGAGGAAGAGUCGCAUUAGUUGGAGUAAGAAGAAAUGGUAAAAAUUGAAAGUAGGAGUGAGAUAGUGAUGGUAAAUGCUCGAGGGAGGGUAAGCACAAGGUAGUGGCCACAGAGUUGUAAGCCUGCCUAUUAAGUAGGCACAGGUAGCCAACCAAAGCGCGGAGGUAGCGACGCUUUUAGCUGUCAGGUAGCGGUCUAGAGAGCGGCAGCGUUGCGCAGUCAUUCAGUGUCGUGCUCGCCUGGCGCUAGGCUUGAAGAAGAGGUCGCGGAGAAGGUGCUGCUCAUUGCUCCUUUUUCUCACGGACGAUAAACAAUUUUUUAUCAGAUUUUUUAGUGUAUCUUAACUUUAGUGUUAAAAAAAAAACUUUAAUCCAAGUCAUCGUCAUCAUCAAGAAUUCCAAGAACAACCAGAUUCUAAAGAAAGAAUCCUCAUCAAAACGGCAACAUCAAGAAUUAUAUCGAGUGUGAAAACUUAAAGAAAAAGCUUUUUUUCUUUUGGGAACAGUGGUUGAUGGAGGAUUGAAAAUCUAAAUGGUUUGUGGUGCGGGUGAGACGCGUUUUUCGUUCGAUACGUUUGAGACAGGAUGCUGAUCUCCACCGGGAACCCACUGGGCGGCGGGAACGAUUUUACCGGCGUUCCGGGACUUGCCGGUUGCUGCCCGGUGCCGGUUACUCCUUCGCGAUCCGCAAUUGUCAAUUGGAAGAUGGAUCCCGUCGGACUUCCGGCAUCAAACACAGCGCCCAGCGUCUUACCAACAGCUUUAUCGUUAUCACCUUCAGUGGCAUCGUCUCCAUCAAUCACCAGUACGGCAGUGACAUCGGCAACAAGUGGACCCACAUCUUUGGCACCUGCGGCUUUAAGGGAAUUGUACGGAAAUGCAGCGACAGGUCCUGGACACCCAUUGGCCUCUUUGGUAUCUCAACAACGUUUUUUGGAGCUCUCCAGAUUCGGGUUGAGACACUACGAUCUUGCUCAACAUAUGCUCACACAGCAGGGAGCGGUCACAAAAUUAUUAGGCACAUUAAGACCUCCAGGUUUAAUCGGUGGAAGUAAACCGAAGGUAGCAACUCCUGCGGUAGUCUCAAAGAUUGAGCAAUACAAACGCGAGAAUCCGACGAUAUUCGCGUGGGAAAUCAGGGAGAGACUGAUAUCGGAAGGAGUAUGUACAAACGCAACAGCUCCAUCUGUAAGCAGUAUCAAUAGAAUUUUAAGAAAUAGAGCUGCAGAAAGAGCAGCCGCUGAAUUUGCAAGAGCUGCAGGAUAUGGUCUUUACCAUCCCCACCCAUACGCAGCCGCAGCCGCAGCUUUUCCAUGGCAUUCCCAUUUAUGGCCGAAUGGACCUUUGGGAUUACAACCCCCAGGAGGUGGUGGUUCUAACGUUAUGGCUGGAUCACCUGGUUCAUCGGCUUCGCCGCAAGAGCAUCCACUUUUAAGUUCACCACCUGGUGCUCAUAACGACAGUAAGGAUGAUUCAAGUUUAGACGGAUCAGAACAACCAAAAUUUAGAAGAAAUCGUACCACUUUUAGUCCGGAUCAACUCGAAGAAUUGGAGAAAGAAUUUGAGAAAAGUCAUUAUCCCUGCGUUUCGACGAGAGAAAGAUUGGCAUCGAAAACAUCGUUAUCGGAAGCUAGAGUACAGGUUUGGUUUUCCAACAGACGGGCGAAAUGGAGACGCCACCAAAGGAUGAACCUGCUGAAGCAAUCAUCACCAGGUCCCCACCAACAGGGCGGGAGCCAAUCGUCAAUGUUCAGCAGCCGAUUGACCCCCUCACCACACUACACCACCGGUUCCACCCCUGGAUCGCCGCUUACUACGCAUCACAGCGGGUCAGGGGCUCCGGGAGGCCCAUCGACCCUUUUGCUGCAGAUGGGCGGCGAAAAUAGUGCCUUCAAAGCCUUAGUGCCCAACUCAUUGCUCGGUUCUCACGAUGUAAGAAGCUUAAGCGCUUAUAUGUCCGAUUCCGAUGAGGAAAUUAACGUGAAUGACGAAUCCGAUAUGGAAGAUACGGUCAGAGACAGAUCGCGGUCUUCAAGUCCAGUUGAAGUGGUUGAUCCACCCCAAAAGGAUCCACCCACAUGUCAACCGUUGCAGUUAACGAUGCACGAUCGCGAUUAAAAAAAGUGUUUCCUUUUGCACAGACACUCACCGUUCUUUCUUAAUUUGUACUUUAAAUCGGUACCAAAGCAAACUGUCUUAAUUAAUUAUUUUUAUUUUAUCAGAAAAGAAGAAG